AAUUAAAUUGAGAAAAAAACUGCUGGAAGAUUUGUCGAAAUCUCGUAUCUUUGUUCGUUCUAUUUUGUAAUUCUGAGCUUCGUCUUUCUCCUUAUUUUCACCUGAAAUUCUUCAUCUCACUGUCACUUCCUUCUCUCUCUUUUAGAUUUUUCAUUUUAUUUUUUUAACAAACUAUUUGAUUAGCUUCGAAGAUUCUUUGUUUUCCACGAUUCGGCAUUGUACAUAGAGAGAGAGAGAGAGAGAUCGAUUCAAUUUGAAACCAAAAAAAAAAAGUAUUUUGGUAAAAUUUCCUGAACUUUUUUGGGGUUGGCGUUGUGAUUACGACUUGCGUUGUUUCCAAAAUUGGAUUAUAGAGAGGAGAAUAAUUCUGGGAAUUGGGUCUUUAUCAUGAUGCUCUUGUAAUUUUGCAAAAUUUGUCUACUUUUUGGGCUUAGGGGGGGUGAAAAAAAAAUUAGGGUUUGUGAGGUGAAUUUAGAGGGGGGAAGAAAGGGAUCUGGGGUUUAGGUCAACGGAAUUGGAGCAGUCGAGAAUGAUCUCUUUGUUGGUUUACUAAAUCCGACGGUUUGGAUCUGAUCGCGGGAGAGACAGCGCCACCGGAUGGCGCUGUUCCGUCGCUUCUUCUACAAGAAGCCUCCGGAUCGCCUUCUCGAGAUCUCGGAGCGUGUUUAUGUUUUUGACUGCUGUUUCUCUAGCGAUGUUAUGGGGGAGGAUGAGUACAAAGUAUACUUGGGUGGCAUCGUGGCGCAGCUUCAGGAUCAUUUCCCAGAAGCAUCUUUCAUGGUGUUUAAUUUUAGAGAAGGGGAACAACGAAGUCAAAUAUCAGACGUGUUGUCUCAAUACGAUAUGACUGUAAUGGAUUAUCCACGGCAGUAUGAGAGUUGCCCGCUUUUACCUCUCGAAAUGAUCCAUCACUUCCUACGAUCGAGUGAAAGCUGGUUAUCGUUGGAAGGUCAACAAAAUGUUCUCUUGAUGCAUUGUGAAAGAGGUGGUUGGCCUGUUCUUGCCUUCAUGUUAUCGGGGCUUUUAUUGUACAGAAAACAGUAUCAUGGUGAGCAGAAGACUCUUGAGAUGGUACACAAACAGGCUCCUAAGGAGCUUCUUCAUCUAUUGUCGCCUCUAAACCCACACCCUUCUCAACUCAGAUAUCUUCAGUACAUUUCUAGGAGAAAUUUAGGCUCUGACUGGCCUCCUUCAGACACGCCUCUUCUUUUGGAUUGCUUGAUUCUCAGAGAUCUCCCACAUUUUGAAGAGAGAAAAGGUUGCAGACCAAUUCUACGCGUUUAUGGCCAGGAUCCUAAAGCCCGAACCAACAGGAGUUCCAUACUUCUCUUCUCCACAUUAAAGACAAAGAAACACACUCGUCUCUACCAACAGGAAGAGUGUAUCCUGGUAAAAUUAGAUAUACAGUGCCGCGUUCAAGGGGAUGUUGUUCUGGAAUGUAUACAUUUGCAUGAUGAUUUUGUGACUGAGGAGAUUGUCUUUAGAAUCAUGUUCCACACGGCAUUUGUGCGUGCUAAUAUUUUAAUGGUCCACCGCGAUGAGAUGGAUAUACUUUGGGAUGCAAAGGACCAGUUCCCAAAAGAAUUUAAGGCAGAGGUACUUUUCUCUGGCGCUGAUGCCGUGGUGCCUACUAUCACAACUUCUACAAUAUCAGAAGAAGAGAGCGAUUUUGAUAUGGCUUCACCCGAAGAAUUUUUUGAGGUCGAGGAGAUAUUUAGCGAUGUGAUUGAUGGACCUGACCAUAAGAAAGAUUCGGAUAGUUUUGUGGUUGUUGAUACUGCUUCAGAUGAUUCUGAGGGCAAAGAAGUGUGGAAGGGGGACGUGGAUCCCAAUGCGUUUCUAGAUUUUGCAUCAGUUGCAUCAGAUGAUUCUAAUCAUAAACAUGAUAUGCAUGCAGAGACUAGCACGGAUCCGGUUAAAGAUAUCACUGUUGAUGAUGUACAGUAUAGGUCGGAUGGGAAGGCAGAUUCUAAUAUUGACUCAGUGAAGGAUAUAGGAAUAGAUGAUGGUGAUGAGCAGCGAAAGAGAAGGAUCAUGGAAGCGAAGGAAAAUGAUUCUAGCACAGCAGAGACUCAACGCAAAGGUUAUGCAGAAGGCAAUGGUUCCCAGGUUGAUUUAGAAGAACCUAAGGAAAAUGAUUCUAGAACAUCAGAGACUCAACGCAAAGGAGAAGUCAAUGGUUCCCAGGAUGAAGAACUUAAAGAAAAAGAUUCUAGAACAGCAGAGACUCAACGCAAAGGAGAAGGCAAUGGUUCCCAGGAUGAUUUAGAAGAACCUAAAGAAAAUGAUUCUAGAACAGCAGAGACUCAACGCAAAGGUGAUGGAGAAGGCAAUGGUUCCCAGGAUGAUUUAGAAGAACCUACGACUCAGAAAACCAGUUCAAAUCUCAACAAACCCAUAUCCGAAAAAACACAAGCUACACCAAGGAAACAGGUCGGAGCAAAUGCAAAGGUGGCUGGAGAUUCACUUAAACCGAAGUCUAAGCAGCAAGAAACACAGGGUCAGAACGUAAGAAUGGCUAAGCCUAACGCAGUUUCUCGAUGGAUUCCUUCAAAUAAGGGCUCAUAUAAAGAUUCUAUGCAUGUGGCGUAUCCCCCAACAAGAAUUAACAGUGCCCCUGCUUCAAUUACUACUUCUCUCAAGGAUGGCAAAAGAGCUACAUCACCUGAUGGUGUGAUUCCAAAGGAUGCUAAGACUAAAUAUCUGCGAGCGUCUGUUUCUUCACCGGAUAUGAGUAGUCGAGCUCCAAUUUGCUCAUCACCAGAGUCUAGCCCAAAGGAAAAGCCGUCUUCUCUACCUAUUGCCUCUCCCCAUCAAUCUUCUCUAAGCUGUGACGCCACUUUAUCAGUUUUACCCUCUAUAACUAGUGAGGCCACUACAUCAGUUUUACCCUCUACGCAAGCAAUUGCAUCACCGCCUCUACCUCCUCCACCUCCACCACUGCCUAAUUAUUCUUCACAGAACCAAAAUGACAGAUACUCUCAAACAUCUGAGAGACCAAACAGUGGAACCGUGUUGCCUCCACCACCACCAUCCCCACCUUGGAAGUCUGUGUAUGCUUCAGCUUUGGCAACUCCUGCAACAUGUUCUACUUCUCAACUUCCUACCUCUUCACCGCCUCCUCCGCCGCCUCCGCCUUCAUAUUAUUCAGUAGGCCAAAAGAGCAGCGACACUGAAGCAAAUCAGCUCCGAUCAACACCGCCGCCUCCGCCUGCAUACUAUUCAGUAGGUCAAAAGAGCAGCGACACUCAAGCAAAUCAGCUCCGAUCAACACCGCCGCCUCCGCCUUCAUACUAUUCAGCAGGCCAAAAGAGCAGCGACACUCAAGCAUAUCAGCUCUCAUCACCGCCGCCUCCGCCUGCACACUAUUCAGUAGGCCAAAAGAGCAGCGACUCUCAAGCAUAUCAGCUCCCAUCAAAACCGCCUCCUCCCCCGCCUCCGCCUGCAUACUAUUCAGUAGGCCAAAAGAGCAGCGACUCUCAAGCAUAUCAGCUCCCAUCAACACCGCCUCCUCCGCCACCGCCCCCGUUUGCAUCUGUGAGGCGAAACAGUGAAACUUUGUCACCUCCACCGCCGCCUCCCCCACCUUGGAAGUCCGUGUAUGCUUCGUCUUUCGAAACUCGUGAACUGUGCUCCACAUCGUCCCCUUCUAAACCACCACCACCACCUCCUCCUCCCUUUAGUUCAUUAAAUACAACAAUAGCAAAUGGAGAUCACAUUCCCCCGCCUCCCCCUCUUCCUUAUACAAGUGUUGCACCUUCACCCAAGGUCCCACCUAGUAAAACAGCUCCACAGCCCCCACCUCCUCCUCCUUUUNUGCCUCCGCCUUCAUAUUAUUCAGUAGGCCAAAAGAGCAGCGACACUCAAGCAAAUCAGCUCCGAUCAACACCGCUUCUGCCUGCAUACUAUUCAGUAGGUCAAAAGAGCAGCGACACUCAAGCAAAUCAGCUCCGAUCAACACCGCCUCCUCCGCCUUCAUACUAUUCAGCAGGCCAAAAGAGCAGCGACACUCAAGCAUAUCAGCUCUCAUCACCGCCGCCUCCGCCUGCACACUAUUCAGUAGGCCAAAAGAGCAGCGACUCUCAAGCAUAUCAGCUCCCAUCAAAACCGCCUCCUCCCCCGCCUCCGCCUGCAUACUAUUCAGUAGGCCAAAAGAGCAGCGACUCUCAAGCAUAUCAGCUCCCAUCAACACCGCCUCCUCCGCCACCGCCCCCGUUUGCAUCUGUGAGGCGAAACAGUGAAACUUUGUCACCUCCACCGCCGCCUCCCCCACCUUGGAAGUCCGUGUAUGCUUCGUCUUUCGAAACUCGUGAACUGUGCUCCACAUCGUCCCCUUCUAAACCACCACCACCACCUCCUCCUCCCUUUAGUUCAUUAAAUACAACAAUAGCAAAUGGAGAUCACAUUCCCCCGCCUCCCCCUCUUCCUUAUACAAGUGUUGCACCUUCACCCAAGGUCCCACCUAGUAAAACAGCUCCACAGCCCCCACCUCCUCCUCCUUUUAGCAAUUUGCGUUCAAUCCCUCAACCUCCGCCACCUCCUUUUAGGAAUGCACAUUCAGUACCUCCCCCGCCCCCUCUGCCUACAAGUAAUGGAACUCCUCCUCCUCCACCGCCACCUCCGUUUAGAUCUGGGGGACCUCCGCCACCACCGCCACCUCCGUUUAGAUCUGGGGAACCUCCGCCACCACCGCCACCUCCGUUUAGAUCUGGGGGACCUCCGCCACCACCUCCCCCGAUGCCUGGAGGAGCCCCACCGCCUCCGCCUCCUCCGAUGCGUGGAGGAGCUCCACCGCCGCCGCCUCCUCCUGGUGGUCGUGGUCCUGGUCCACCUCCUCCUCCGCCUCCUGGUGGUCGUGCUCCUGGUCCACCUCCGCCUCCUGGACCAAGACCUCCGGGUGGUGGACCUCCUCCGCCUCCAAUGCUUGGUGGUAGGGGAGCUGCAGUUGAUCCUAGGGGAGCAGGAAGAGGACGUGGUCUUCCACGCCCAGGUUUUGGGUCUGCAGCUCAGAAAAAGUCUUCCCUGAAGCCAUUACAUUGGGUUAAAGUAACAAGGGCUUUGCAGGGGAGCUUAUGGGAUGAGCUACAGAGACAUGGAGAAUCGCAAACUCCAUCAGAAUUUGAUGUAUCAGAAAUAGAGACCCUUUUCUCUGCUACAGUGUCAAAGCCAGCUGACAAAUCUGGGAGUCGACGAAAAUCUGUUGGGGCAAAACCUGAAAAAGUUCAACUGAUUGACCUUAGGAGAGCCAAUAACACGGAAAUUAUGCUUACGAAAGUGAAGAUGCCUUUGCCUGAUAUGAUGGCUGCAGUUCUGGCAAUGGAUGAGUCUGUAUUAGAUGUUGAUCAAAUAGAUAAUCUUAUAAAAUUUUGCCCAACCAAGGAGGAGAUGGAGCUUCUUAAGAACUACACUGGUGACAAGACGACCUUGGGAAAGUGUGAGCAGUACUUCCUAGAGCUGAUGAAGGUGCCACGAGUGGAAGCAAAGCUUAGAGUAUUUUCUUUCAAGAUUCAAUUCGGCACUCAGAUAAUAGAAUUUAAAAAAAGUUUAAAUGCGGUAAAUUCUGCAUGCGAGGAGGUCCGUAAUUCCCAAAAGCUAAAAGAAAUUAUGAAAAAGAUUCUUUACCUGGGGAACACACUGAACCAAGGAACCGCAAGGGGCGCUGCUGUUGGAUUCAAGUUGGACAGUUUAUUGAAAUUAAGCGAUACACGUGCUGCGAACAGCAAGAUGACCCUCAUGCAUUAUCUUUGCAAGGUCCUUGCUUCCAAGGCAUCAGUUCUACUGGACUUCCACAAGGAUCUUGAAAGUCUUGAAUCAGCCUCAAAGAUACAACUGAAGUCUCUGGCUGAGGAAAUGCAAGCCAUAAUCAAAGGGUUAGAAAAAUUGAACCAGGAGCUCACUGCAUCCGAAAGUGAUGGUCCUGUCUCUGAAGUUUUCCGUAAAACAUUGAGGGACUUCAUAUCCAUUGCCGAGACUGAAGUGGCAACUGUAUCGAGUCUUUACUCGGUCGUGGGAAGAAAUGCUGAUGCACUUGCGCACUACUUUGGUGAGGAUCCUAACCGUUGUCCAUUUGAACAAGUUACUGCGACCCUAUUGAAUUUCAUAAGGUUAUUCAAGAAAGCACACGAAGAGAACGUCAAGCAAGCAGAGCUGGAGAAGAAGAAAGCUGCAAAGGAAGCGGAAAUGGAGAAGGCCAAAGGAGUCAGUCUCACAAAAAAACCAGUUGAUGAUAGCUGAGGAAAAAAAACUUGAAUAUAAUUUUGCAAAAUCCGCCAGAAUCUCUCUGAGAGAAAGCAAGGUCCAAAGUGGUCUUGUAAAGCCAGAGAAGGCGGUGCUGCUGUUCGAGAAAACCUGCAUGGGGCGUGAAAGUUAAAACAGGCUGGGGGGGGUCCCUAUCGGGAGGGGGGUUUCGCCAGGGCGGGGGCUAUCGAAGAAACCAUUGGAAGAUAAAGAGACAGGUCUUCAUCUCCCUCCACUCACGUUGACAUAUGAUUCCACAUUGAUUUAAUUCUAACAUGUAAAUUAGGAUUCUUUCAUGUUGCUUAAUUUUCCUAACUAGAGGAAUUUUUGAUAGAUUGAAAAUGUUGUAUAGGGUUUUCAGGUAGAUUGAGAGAGAGAAAGAAAGAUGUAGAGCAUUAUUUUAGUGUGUAACUUUGUAUCGUAACGCAACAUCAUUUGUUCUUUUUUAGGAUUCAGAUUUCAGACCAAUGAAGAUAAUACUGUAGUUUGCGAAA
Molecule: messenger RNA, 6731 nt
Organism: Camelina sativa (false flax)
Lineage: Eukaryota; Viridiplantae; Streptophyta; Magnoliopsida; Brassicales; Brassicaceae
Source: RefSeq, a predicted model, not a curated record